Molecule: messenger RNA, 618 nt
Organism: Guillardia theta CCMP2712
Lineage: Eukaryota; Cryptophyceae; Pyrenomonadales; Geminigeraceae
Exons: 2
Biological process (GO): peptidyl-proline hydroxylation to 4-hydroxy-L-proline
Cellular component (GO): endoplasmic reticulum
Molecular function (GO): L-ascorbic acid binding; iron ion binding; procollagen-proline 4-dioxygenase activity
Source: RefSeq, a predicted model, not a curated record
UUGAAGGUUGUGAACGUGGACCCGCCGGUUUUCUGCAUCGAUAGAUUCUUCGAUGAUUCUUCGUGCGAGACCUACGCAAAUCUGGGGGUCAACGGGGAGAGCACAGGGGACUCUAUCAAGAUCAACUCAGCGACUUUCGGAGGCUCAUUGACAGGGAGUAAUCGGCAGAGCACCACGUGGUUCGUUAAGUACAGCAAGUGUGAAACCCUGAUAAAAAAAGCCCUUGCUCUUCUACCGGAAAUCAGCGUUGAGCAGAUGGAGGAGCCCCAGAUAGUGCGGUAUGAGAUGGGAGAUUUCUUCAAUUGGCACGAGGACGCAGUUCCCAAAGAGGAGGCCGCAAACGGAGGGCAGAGACUAGCCACUCUCCUGGUCUACUUGAACGAUGUCCCAGCUAGUGGAGGGGGCAUGACUACCUUCAAGGAGCUGGAUCUCAAAGUGAGGCCGGAGAAGGGGAAAGCCCUGCUCUUCUUCCCAGCUUUCAAGGACGGGACUCCUGAUCCCCGGACCCUGCACGCCGGAUCUCCUGCGUUCGAUACCAAGUGGAUCGCACAGAUGUGGAUCCACGAGAGGCCCUACAAGCCUGCUGUCCCUCCGGGAACCUCGCAGGAGGAUGUGAAG